AUAGAAACAACAAAACAGGAAAACUGAUAAGAAUUUCGCGAUAAGCAUUAUUUUAAUAGUUUUUAAUUUACAUUUUCAUUUCUUAAACCAUAAUUCCAAAGUACUAAAAGUGCCCUUCGAUUUUCUUUUAAACAUGUCAGACCUUGGACCAGAGCACCCGAGAAAUUUGAUUCCGGAGUUGUGCAGACAGUUCUAUCACCUCGGAUGGGUUACAGGCACUGGAGGAGGCAUAUCAAUUAAAGAAGGUGAUAAGAUUUACAUCGCACCGUCUGGAGUACAGAAAGAACGCAUGAAAUGUGAUGAUUUAUUUGUGCAGACAAUCAACGACGAAGAUUUGGAGCUACCACCAGCAGAGAAAAAGCUAAAGAAAAGUCAGUGCACGCCUCUCUUUAUGCUGGCGUAUCGCGAGCGAGGCGCGGGCGCCGUCAUCCACACGCAUUCGCCGCACGCCGUACGCUGCACACUACUCUAUGACAAGGAGUUCACCAUAACGCACCAAGAGAUGAUCAAGGGAAUAAAGGACGCGCAACUCGGUCGCUACCUCCGUUACGACGAGAAACUCGUGGUGCCAAUAAUUGAAAACACGCCCUUCGAGCGAGACCUAGCCGGCAGCUUGGGCGACGCCUUACAACGGUACCGAGGUACUAGCGCGGUACUGGUGCGGAGACACGGCGUCUAUGUGUGGGGUGACACGUGGCAGCAAGCGAAGACCAUGACCGAGUGCUUUGACUAUCUCUUUGAAAUGGCAGUGGAGAUGAAGAAACUGGGGUUAGAUCCCGCGCACAACCCGGAGACAAGUGAAAACGGACAACUUUAAGUACGGACGCAUCAUUUCAGCCACAUGGGGAGCGAUUCUCUUGGCACAUCCACAAUCCAACAUUCAUUUUCAAGUUAAGUGCCCAAUUGUAUUUUUAUUUUUCAUUUAUCGAUUUUUUUUUGUCCUUUACAUAGACGACAAAAAUCAAGAUUUUGUUACUAAAACCAAAGAUGUAAGUGACUAGCUAAAGUUUUAGAUAUUUAGAGAUCAGAUCGCUCCACUAUACUUGACGCAAAGAUCCGUGGCAGGCGGGGCCAUAAGUAAUUUUUGACACUCGCCAAUAUCUAUAAAGCCUUGAUCACACGUACCGAGUAAACUGGCGAGACAGUAAAAUGUUACUCGGUCGAGACAGUUGGGUGAGCGAGUCACAUACUCGAGCGCUCGGCCGAGCACUCAGCGUAAUGUUCAUACACACCGAGUACUCGGCCGAGAGCACUGUCUCGCCCGUUUGCUCGGUACGUGUGAUCAAGGCACAAAAGCGAAAGGUCACUGACUGACUCACUCACUCAUCACGAAAUCACAGAAACUAUAAGCGCUAGGAGCACAAUAUUUUGUGCUAGGAGUCUCAAAUUUUGCAUGGGGAUUCCUUUUAGAACGUCUAAGACGGAAUUUUGCAAAAUUCAACCCCUAAGAGGUAAAACGGAGUCCACGCGUACGAAGUCGCAGGCAGCUGCUAUUUAUUAUAUAAAACUACCGGCGUUUCGGCGUUUUUCUAUGCCUGCCUGUGUGACGUCAUCCAUAACCAGUGUGAGUGCGACGAGAGAAAACGUGAUAUGCACUGUUUUAUUAUUACACCGCCUGCCUGCCACGAGUCUUUGAACCGAGAUUAACUGAUCCACAGCAAUGGAUGGACAGAUGACGGCACUUCAAACUUGUGUUUAACGUCAGAUACAAACAAUGACGCAAUAAACACAAUUAGGCCCAGAACAGACGGUGAAACGCAACUGCAACGAAACUGCAACUGCUAGUUACUUUUGUGUUGCAUCUAAGUUUCUGCCAUAGCGUCCGUUGAGAGACCACACAUGACGCGACCAGUUUGAAACUUUCAGUUUCAUUCAUCAGAAUCAUCAGAAAGUAGCAGUUUCGUUGCAGUUGCGUUUCAUCGUAUGUUCUGGGCCUUAAUGUAGGUAUAAUGUCCAAGAAUAAGUUUCCGUCGUCCAUACAUUAAAGUGUCGGAACAAUGAAUACAUUUUAUAGGUAAAUAAGCAUAAAUUUAUAUAGUCUAUGUAUUUUUGAUACUUGUUAAUAUUAUGAUAAAAGCUGUAGCUCUAUGUAAAUAAAUGUGCCAUUUAACUUUAUUGUAUUUUUUGGAGAUCUGUAGUUCAUUAAAAAAAUAUUCGGAAACUAUUGUGCUAUUGACGACGACACAAUCUAAACAUAGCAUAUUUUCCAUCAAUAUAAUCAAUAAGGUAGCUCAAUGAAUGUGAUUAUACUUAUCGUUAAAUUGUUUCUCAUUUUGUUAUCAAAAAUUAAACAUACUGAAACAGAAAA
Molecule: messenger RNA, 2308 nt
Organism: Ostrinia nubilalis (European corn borer)
Lineage: Eukaryota; Metazoa; Arthropoda; Insecta; Lepidoptera; Crambidae
Product: probable methylthioribulose-1-phosphate dehydratase
Exons: 6
Coding region: 134-817 (227 amino acids)
Cellular component (GO): cytoplasm
Molecular function (GO): methylthioribulose 1-phosphate dehydratase activity; metal ion binding
Source: RefSeq, a predicted model, not a curated record